Messenger RNA from Prorocentrum cordatum, 668 nucleotides. NCBI's taxonomy places the organism in Eukaryota, Dinophyceae, Prorocentrales, Prorocentraceae. The record is from the annotation of a GenBank genome assembly.
GUGCCAAACUUGGACCGCGAGAAGAAGUGGCAGUUCACGCCCGUCGCCAACAUCAAGGUGGGCAGUCUCGUCACUGGGGGCGACGUCGUGGGCAUCGUGAGGGAGAACGGCCUGUUCAAGGACAUCCCGAACACAAGAUCAUGGUGCCGCCCAACGUCCAGGGCAAGGUCAAGAAGCAACUGCCCGCAGGCUCCUACGUGAUCGAGACGGCGGUGCUGGAGGUCGAGGACGCCGGCAAGACGACCAACGUCACGCUGUUCCAGAGGUGGCCCGUCCGCGAGGGGCGCCCGGUGGUCGACAAGCUGCCGGGCAAGGAGGCGCUGCUGACCUACGAGCGCGUGAUCGACGCGCUCUUCCCCGUCACGCUGGAGGCGGCACUGCGGCUGUCCCGGGCGCGUUCGGCUGCGGCAAGACCGUCAUCUCCCAGGCCCUCUCCAAGUACUCGAACUCCGACGUCGUGGUGUAUGUCGGCUGCGGCGAGCGUGGCAACGAGAUGGCCGAGGUGCUCAGCGACUUCCCCGAGCUGACCACCAUGAUCGACGGCAAGGAGGAGGAACAUCAUGCAGCGCACCACGCUGGUGGCCAACACCUCCAACAUGCCGGUGGCUGCACGGGAGGCGUCCAUCUACACGGGCGUGACCACCGCAGAGUACUUCCGCGACAUGGGC